AUGGCAGGAUUCAAGAUUUGCAAGGUGAUCUUUGCUCUUUUAACGGUUACCAGCCUUUUAGGAGGUAACGUGGUGGGCGAUGAAGUCACCCAGGAAGUUGCAGUAGAAGUACCUAAGCGAGAAAGUGCUAACCUCUCAGGUGAUAAUAAUGAGCCAGCUCAAAAGAAAAGCUGGAUGCCGCGGUGUCGCUUGCCUUGGUCCGAGGAUGUGGAGUGGAGUCCCGAAGUUGCCCAGCAACGUUUCCAACAAGUCCUUGAGCGAGUAAGCAAAUAUGACCCGACGGAAGAAUCGCAUAAACCAUAUGAAGAAAUAUUCAAAGGACUGACUGAAAAGGCUGACGAUAUUUUGCCGGACCGUAUUAUGAUGGUGCUCGGUCGAGCACCACCUGGCGUUAUUCCUCUUUAUCUAUCCGACAGGCUCAGUGCUUACCUUGCCUACUCGCUAGCGGAGAAACAUUACGGCCCUCGUCCUGUACAUUGGCGCGAGAGAAUCACAUGGGAUCGCCAUCGUGACAUGCUACAGUCUUUCAUCAAGGAGGCGCUUAAAGGACCCGCACCAAUGGAGUUCCGAUAG
Molecule: messenger RNA, 573 nt
Organism: Babesia sp. Xinjiang
Lineage: Eukaryota; Apicomplexa; Aconoidasida; Piroplasmida; Babesiidae
Exons: 1
Coding region: 1-573 (190 amino acids)
Source: RefSeq, a predicted model, not a curated record